Molecule: messenger RNA, 744 nt
Organism: Cyphellophora attinorum
Lineage: Eukaryota; Fungi; Ascomycota; Eurotiomycetes; Chaetothyriales; Cyphellophoraceae
Product: DNA replication licensing factor MCM2
Exons: 2
Coding region: 1-744 (247 amino acids)
Biological process (GO): double-strand break repair via break-induced replication; mitotic DNA replication initiation
Cellular component (GO): MCM complex; nucleus
Molecular function (GO): single-stranded DNA binding; ATP binding; single-stranded DNA helicase activity
Source: RefSeq, a predicted model, not a curated record
AUGGAGCAGCAGACGAUCUCAAUCAGCAAAGCCGGCAUCGUGACAACUCUUCAGGCUCGAUGUGCUGUCGUUGCUGCUGCAAACCCGAUCGGCGGUCGUUACAACAGCACAAUCCCGUUCAGUCAAAACGUCGAGCUUACCGAACCUAUCUUGUCUCGUUUCGACAUCCUGUGUGUGGUGCGAGAUACAGUAGACCCCAACGAAGACGAGCGUCUGGCAAACUUUGUUGUCAACAGCCACGGCAGAGCGCACCCCAAUAAGCUGAGCGUCGAUGGAGGCGACACUGCCGCCCUCGAAGGCGAAGAGAACACAGUCAACAAUGGUGAGCCCAAGAAGGAAGGCGCCAUUCCUCAGGAGCUACUUCGGAAAUACAUCCUGUUCGCACGCGAGAAGUGUCGUCCGAAGCUGUACCAAGUCGACCAAGACAAAGUGGCCCGCUUGUUCUCCGACAUGAGAAGAGAAUCUCUUGCCACUGGAGCAUACCCCAUCACUGUCCGUCAUCUCGAGGCCAUACUGCGGAUUGCAGAGUCGUUCGCGAAGAUGCGACUGUCUGAUUUCUGCUCAGGCCAUGACAUUGACCGGGCGAUUGCUGUCACUGUAGACUCAUUCGUGGGCAGCCAGAAGGUCAGUGCGAAGAAGGCGCUCGCACGAGCUUUCGCUAAAUACACUCUGAAACGACCAGAGAAGUCUCAGCAACGUCGCGCUGCACCUGCAGCAAAUACUGUCGGCACAGUGUCUGCUUGA